GUUCACAAAAAUGUUUGUAUUUAAACUCUUCUGGGUUGAGAGCGCUGAAACUCCCCUGUUCGGUGCCGAUAUGCUCUCAUUCAAUGAAUAAAAUCGAAUCAAUCGAAUUUAAACAUGGCGGCGUUACCACCGGGCGAUCCCCAGCUAGUGUCAAUGAUCGUCAAUCACUUAAAAACACAAGGACUCUUCGACCAGUUCAGGAGAGACUGCCUAGCAGACGUCGACACUAAGCCAGCUUACCUGAACCUGAAACAACGAGUGGACAACUUUGUCUCCAAUCACCUCUCCAACCACACAUGGAGCCCCCAGUUGAACAAAAACCAGUUGCGAAACAACAUCAGACAGCUUGUGUUGCAAUCCGGCAUGCUGGAGCAGGGAGUGGACAGAAUCGUAGCCCAGGUGGUGGAUCCCAAAGUCAACCACAUCUUCAGGCCGCAGGUGGAGAAAGUGGUCCACCAGUUUCUGUCGCCCGGCACCACCAGUGUGGAGCCGCCAGAGGCGGUGCCCUCGACGGAGACCAAAGCGGAUGCCGUCGUUCCUCAGCAGGCCUCAUCGUCUGCGCCGACGUCCACUGCUGCCACAGACGCCAUGUCCAUCCUGGACGCCAUCACCUCUCUCAACCAGGAGGCCAACAGCAGGGCCCCCGAGAGGGGCCUCCAAGCCCUCGACGAUCUCGUUGAAGACGGCGAGCAGGACAUGAGUCUGGAUGAGGAGGAAGACAAGAAGACCGAACAGCAAGAGGCAGACGAUGCAAAGCCGGCGGCGGAGGGCCAAGAAUCAGAGGUAAAGACUGAUGACCCUCUGGCCCAGAUGGAUGUUGGGAAGGAAAUCUCCACGGAGGAGAACAGAAUGGAGGAGGAAGAGCCACGAGCUGAAGACCAGGCUGAGGAGAAACCCAAAGUGGGCAGUAAAACAAGUGGGAAACCUUCAGAAGAAAAGCAGGAGGAAGAUAGCUGUCAGGCCAAGCAGAAAGCCAAAGAGAGGAUAAAGGAAGAGUAUUCUUUGGAGGACUCUGAUUUAGAUGGCCUGAGUGACAUCACAGUGAGUUCCGUGCACACCAGUGACCUGUCAUCAUUUGAAGGGGAGAGCGAAGACGAGGAGCCGUUGUCCGAUUCCUCUGAGGAGGGCGAGCGCACACUCGACGGUGUGAACUCAGACAAGAGAGAAGCAAGCGAGGAGACAGGAGAAGAAGGCAAAGAGAGCAAACCUCGCCGCAAGGCCUACGUCCACAAGCCCUUCCUGUACUCCCGUUACUAUAGCGACUCCGACGAUGAGGUCACGGUGGAGGAACGACGGAGAUCUGCAGCCAAGGACAAAGAGGAACGUCUGCUCAAAAGGCAGCAAAAUCGAGAGCGAAUGGAAGAGAAGCGGAAGCAGAAAGCAGCACAGUUUGAAGAGCAAGAUCAGAAAAAGCAGAAGAGCGACCCCUCUGCUGGGUUCGAGACACCCCGAGCCAAAGAAGCCCGGAAAGAGCGGAAAGUUCUGGAGAAAAAAAUGGCUCUCAGCAGAAAGAGGAAGCUCGACUCACGGAACGAGGGAGAUGUGACCAAUAAGAAAAAAGGAGAAGCAGGAGAAACAUCAAAGAAGCCAGAAGUAAAAUCAACACAAUUGCGCAACCUACAACAGAAGGUGGUGAAGAAUCUAUCCGAGUCCUCAGUGCCUGAUGAGAGGCCCUCAAGGACAAGCGGUAGUGGCGACGUCUCGGAAGAUCCCGGCGACGCCAAGAAGCUCCCUGACAAAAGCCGCACGCACUCCUUUAUCUUAGACUUGGAGCUGGGCUCACAGGAGGCUCUCAGGCAGCGCUCCGUUGGGAAGUUUGACCGCCCCUCCCGCAAGGAGCGCAAAGAGAAGGAGCGCGGCGUGUCGGAGGAGCUCUCCAAGCUCAAACAGAAGCAGGAGAAGAAAUCCGAACCCCAGGCAAACGAAUCCCAGCAGAAGGAUGGCGUUCCUGCGAAGGCGUCCUCCGAUGAGAAGAAGCCUAAAGUGAAAAAUGAGAAGAAAAUGACCAGUACAAAAGAACAGAAGGUGUCUGAGGCUGACGACGCUUCGGCCAAGAGGAUGCGGACCCAGUCCGUUGAAAAGGACAAGAUCAAAGAGAAGGACAAGAUCAAAGAGAAGGACAGGAUCAAAGGAGAGAAAACAGCAGCAAAAAGUGAAUCAAAGCAACUGCUCCGGCUAGAUUCUUCUGGCUCUUUGGAGGACCGGCCUGAGGUGGGAGUAGCGGGAGCAGACAGCGGUAAGAAGAAGGAGAAACACUCCAAAGAUGUCCUGAAAAGGUCCAAGAGCCACAGUGAAGACCGGCAAGGGGACAAGGUCAAACUGAAAAUGGAAAACAAAGAGAAGACGAAAGCUGAGCAACCGAACAAGACUCUCGCUGACGGCGACAAAAGAGUCAACUCGGCAGAGAGAGGAAAAACCACGGAAAAAUUCAAAUCCAGAGAAGAACCAAAGUCUCACACGCAAUCAAAGACAGACAAGAAAACUCAUGCUUUGGACAUCCGUGGCGCCUCGGGUGCUGGCAAACCUGAAAAGGAGAAGAAGAAGGAGCAGAGGAGGGCCUCUGAGGAGCCUGACGUCAAAGGCACGAAGAAAAAAGAGGACAAGAAGGAGAAAGCGAAGAAAGAGGAGAGCCGCGAGGAGAAGGAAGCACCCAGAGAAGACAAAGUUGAGAAUUCUGACUUGUCUCUUGCCAUUGAUGCGGAGGAGGCCCAGAUGAAAGCGACACUCUCGGAACCGGUUGCCGCCGCCGCCUCCUCUGACGACUCCCGCGAACCUUUAAUCGACAUCGCCUCCGAAGGCGAGACGCAAGUGCGGGAAAUGCCCGUCGUGCCCCCGGAGGCCGACGCUCUGCUGACGCUAAUGGACGUCUGCACCUCGGCCAUGGAUGACAGGCUGCACUCGGCGGGCAGCAGAGAGCACACCCCGCUGCAGGUGACCCUUCAGGACGCCGACAUGAAGAUGAAAGAGGCGGCCCUCACGCUGCUCUCCAUGGACCCCGACAGCGCUUUGUCCCCCAGGUUCAUGAAUCAUGGAUUAAAGGAGGAGUCGGAGGAGGUGGUGCCUGAGGAGAACAAGCCGAAACCACAAGAUCCACAAAGUGCUGGUGAUGUGCCUGUUAAGACUUCUGAACUGUCACCCUUUGCGUCCCAGACUGUGAAGAGUGAUGUUGACGAAUUGAACAGUGAAGAGAAGUCUGAAAUGGAUGCAACAAGUGGUGAUAUACCUGUGUUGCCUGCUCGUCAGGAGGAUGACACUCAGCCACAUGGCCUUCCUUCUGAACAGGAUGAGGCCAAACAUGGAGAGAGAGCUGCUGACUCAAAACCAGCUGACAAAGAGGCCACACCUGCUGAUGAAAAUGCUGAUGAUGCCGGCACAGGAAACCCACAGGAAAACGCAGCUGUACCUCUGUGGGAGGCGCCGACUCUAGAGCAUGUUUCCAGUCCGCAAGACCAAAGCGAUUCUGGUGUUGUAGCAAAGACGGGCACUAAAGUAGAAGAGAUAUUAGACGAGGAGCAGGUGGAUGUCAGUUACGGCACACUAGAUCUAAAAAAACAGGAGGAGGAGUGUGGCACACAACCUGCGCAACUCUGCCGUCCAUCCGGACCGGUCACAGAACACGCAAGUGGAACAGAAGUGGCCAAACAAGAAAGUGAGAGUGUAGACAUUCAUGAGCCAGAGAAGGAGUCUGAGGUGUCAGAGAAGAAGGAAAGAGUACGAGUUGGGCGGAAGCGAAAGCUGUCCGGUCAGAAUGUUGCAGCAGUGAAUGAAUACGCUGAGGACCAGGAUACAAAGGAACCAUCAUCUGAGGAAACUGAGCAGCCGAAGGUCGUGAAGGGGAAAACGCCACGCAGGGGACGAUCGUCCAGAACUGUAGAAGAGGUGGAGGAGGAGCCGCCGAAACAAUUGGAGAAGAGGGAACAGACGCCGAGUCGCAGAAGGAGACGUUCAGCAGCCAAAGGAAACUCUGCUGAUGAACCAGCAGUGAAGCAGAGGAGGAGAAUUGUGACGACCGGAGAACCUCAAGAGGGAGACGAGUUGAUCAAGAACACCAGCAAGGAGGCCAUGAUGGACACAUGUGAGGAAACACAGAAGGACACAAGUAAGGAUUCAACUGUGGAAACAAGUGAGGAGGCCACCAAGGACACAAGUGUUGAGACUGUCGAGAGCACGAAUGAGGAGACCAUAAAGGACACAAGUGACGAAGCCGUACUCGUAACAAAUGAGGAGGCUACAAAGGAUAACAGUGAGGCGGUGAAUAAGAACACAAGUGAGGAAACCAUCAAGGACCCAAGUGAGGAGGCAACGACACAAACAAAGGAGGAGGUGACCAAGGACACAAAUGAGGAGGUCACAAAGGACAUUGACGCAGAGAGCACAAAGGACACAAGUGAGGAGGUGACUACAGAUAAAAAUGAGGAGGCCUUCAAGGAUUUAAAUAAGGAGGACAUAAUGGGCCCUAGUGAUGAGUACACAAGUGAAGAGGCCAUCGAGGACAUCAAUGAGUAUGCAUCCAAGGACACGUACGAGGAGGCAGUGAAGAUGCAAGGGGAGGACCAGCAGAUACAGCAAAACAUUGCUUUUCCAUCAGUCAGCCCGUCCGAAGGCAACGAGGAGGCAAAAGAGGAGAGCGGCAGUGAGAAGAAACCCGAUGAUGUUGACGGGCAGCAAGGUUCCACUCCCAAGAAGAACGCUCGGAGGGGAAGACCCCCCAAGGCUGCAACGUCAUCGGACGACUCAGAGAAGAAAGAGAAAACGGCAGGAGAAAAGGAGACGGAGGAUGAUGAGGAUGAGGACGGCGGCGAGAAAGAGGAUGAUGGGAAAGAAACGAAGGGCAGAGCUACAACGCGCUUGGCGUCUCGCCUGGAAGCUGAAAGAAAUAAGCCGAGCAAACCGUCCACGCGAGCCAGUCGGCAAAGCGGCAAAGACGAGACUGCAGUUGGCGCACGUGGGACCAGAGGCCAGGCAACCGUCACCAAGGGAGUCCGCAAACUGGAGGCCAGUCCCCCCGCAGUGCGGACGCGAGGAGGACAGAAGUCAGAGGAGCCGCCGGCCAAGCGAGGAAAACGCUGACGGUCUCGCCAACAAUUGGACCAAAAGAGUUGUUUCGAAGGGACACAGUGUGUAAUAAUCACUUGUGGUUCUGAUCUCACUGCAUCAUUCCUUUUAAGUGGACUGAAUUCACAACUAGUGAAAUUAACUGACGCCACACGCAAGCUUGAGAAUUUUUCAGCAUUUUUAUAGUCAAAUAUUUAUUCUGUAAAUGACAAAAUGUGUUUUAGUCUUUUACU
Phycodurus eques (leafy seadragon) is the source of this 5288-nucleotide messenger RNA. It is a transcript of the gene bod1l1, whose product is annotated as biorientation of chromosomes in cell division 1-like 1. The record is from RefSeq and is a predicted model, not a curated record. The transcript has 27 exons. Lineage: Eukaryota; Metazoa; Chordata; Actinopteri; Syngnathiformes; Syngnathidae. Bases 115 to 5070 code for a protein of 1651 amino acids.